Molecule: messenger RNA, 684 nt
Organism: Dovyalis caffra
Lineage: Eukaryota; Viridiplantae; Streptophyta; Magnoliopsida; Malpighiales; Salicaceae
Source: the annotation of a GenBank genome assembly
AUGGCUACAACUAUGCUACUCUUCACUAGUGCCCUCUUUAUCUUGUGCACCCUUUUCCAUGCUGCCCGCCCGGAGCUUAUCUUAACCGUCGUCAACAACUGCCCCUUUACUGUCUACCCAGCAAUCCAGCCCAACGCGGGUCACGCCGUCCUAGAAAAGGGAGGCUUCCCUCUCCAAUCUCUCACUCACCGUUCCUUCCGUGCACCAGACCAGCACUGGGGAUUGCAACAACAGAAUCGAAUGCAAUGGCCUCGGUGGAGCCCCCCAGCAACGCUGGCACAGAUCACCCUCCACCAUGGCCACAAGGACUUCUCCUCUUACGGAGUGUCCCUUGUUGACGGUUUUAACCUCCCCAUGACUGUGACCCCACACGAAGGCAAAGGUGUGUGCCCCGUUGUAGGGUGCAAGGCCAAUCUGCUAGCCACCUGUCCAGAUAAGCUAAAGUUAUGGUCACCGGACGGUCAUGGUCAUGUGGUGGGGUGCAAGAGUGGAUGUCAGGCAUUUGGAACGGAUGAGCUGUGUUGCAGGAACCAUUACAAUAGUCCACAGACGUGCAGGGCUUCGAGUUUCUCUGAGUUCUUCAAGCAUGCUUGUCCUGCCACGUUUACUUAUGCUCACGAUAGUCCAUCGCUCAUGCAUGAGUGUUCUUCGCCACGUGAACUUAAAGUUAUCUUCUGUCACUAG